Messenger RNA from Protopolystoma xenopodis, 327 nucleotides. NCBI's taxonomy places the organism in Eukaryota, Metazoa, Platyhelminthes, Monogenea, Polystomatidea, Polystomatidae. The record is from the annotation of a GenBank genome assembly.
AUGCAUUCAUGGAUAGAUGGCAUCACUAUCCCAUUUCCAGAAUCUGUAGCUCAAAAGCGGCAUUACUUCACGUAUACUAGCUUAGAAAAUGAUUUUUUGGCUGGAGAUGUGUCAGCAGAUAGUAUACGCAAUCUGGUCUGUGAGUGUCUCAAUAUGCGUCUUGCUGGAAUACGUGGCGAUUUCUCCUGUAAACCUGAGCUACAACGUCUUGUAGAACAAGCUUAUCCUGAUGAAAGUGGUGUCGAAUGUCAUGCUCCUUCGGAACCUAACGAUGCGCAGUCUCUCGACAAAGGUAGUUUGAUAUUGUCUCACCAUAAUUUAGGAUAG